UGGACUCUUGCUUGUCUUCAACGCGACGCCAAUGGAGAUAUCGCUGCUGUUCUCGCCUGAGAGCCCGCCGCUCUCCGUGAUCGUUGCUGCGAGGAUCUCCGAGGUUGCGAUCUUGCCUGACCCUUCCCUCCCUCCUGCAUCCGACCCUGUCUUCGUCUUCUCCUCUGGAUUGAAAUUGCAUGGAACCAAUACUCUGCUGCGAUAUCUUGGGCGAGUUUCAUCUCUUUCCAAUUUUUAUGGGCAGGAUGCACUUGAAUCAGCGCAGAUUGAUGAAUGGCUUGAGCACGCGACCAUUUUUUCAUACGGGUCUGAGUUUGAGACUGCCUGUGGCCAUGUGGAUGCCCACCUUGCUCUUCGAACUUUCUUAGUUGGAUAUAGCUUGUCCAUAGCUGACGUAUCUAUAUGGUCUGGUCUUGCUGGUACUGGACAAAGAUGGGAAAGUCUGAGGAAGUCAAAGAAAUACCAAAAUUUGGCUCGAUGGUUCAACAGUAUAACAGCAGAAUAUGGUGUGCUGAGUGAAGUCACAGCCUCAUAUGUGGGGAAAAGAGGGUUAGGGAAGGCUCCAGCAACAAGUUCCAAGGGAAUAGAACCUUCUUCUAGUCAAGCUGUGAGUAGAAAGGAGAAUGUCACAAAUGGGGAAGUUGUUUUGAAAGAAAAAACUGGUGGAUUUGAGGUAGAUCUUCCUGGUGCUAAAGUUGGAGAGGUGUGCUUGAGAUUUGCUCCAGAACCCAGUGGGUAUCUCCACAUUGGGCAUUCCAAGGCUGCUUUGCUUAACCAAUACUUUGCAGAUAGAUAUAAAGGCCGGCUAAUUAUUCGCUUUGAUGACACAAAUCCAUCAAAAGAAAGCAAUGAGUUUGUGGAAAAUGUCCUAAAAGAUAUUGAAACAUUGGGCAUAAAAUAUGAUAAUGUUACUUACACAUCAGAUUUUUUCCCACAAUUGUUGGAUAUGGCUGAGAGUUUGAUUGUCAAGGGAAAAGCAUAUGUAGAUGAUACGCCUAGGGAGCAGAUGCAGAAGGAGAGAAUGGAUGGCAUUGAAUCAAGAUGCAGGAAUAAUAGUGGCGAUGCGAAUUUAUCUUUGUGGAAGGAAAUGAUUGCUGGCUCUGAAAGGGGUCUGCAGUGCUGUGUUCGAGGUAAAUUGGACAUGCAGGACCCAAACAAAUCAUUGAGAGAUCCAGUUUAUUACCGAUGCAAUCCAGUACCUCAUCAUCGUAUUGGGACUACGUAUAAGGUGUACCCAACAUAUGACUUCGCCUGCCCGUUUGUUGAUUCUGUUCAAGGUAUAACACAUGCCCUUCGUUCAAGUGAAUAUCAUGACCGUAAUGCACAGUAUGACCGCAUAAUGGCGGAUAUGGAACUGCGGCCUGUCCAGAUUUAUGAAUUUAGCCGAUUGAACAUGGUAUAUACAUUGCUUAGCAAGCGGAAGCUUCUUUGGUUUGUUCAGAAUGGGAAAGUUGAUGGAUGGGAUGAUCCUCGUUUCCCAACUGUGCAAGGAAUAGUCCGCAGAGGCCUGAAAAUUGAAGCAUUGAUACAGUUCAUUCUGCAACAGGGUGCUUCGAAGAACCUGAACCUUAUGGAAUGGGACAAGCUAUGGACUAUCAAUAAGAAGAUAAUUGACCCUGUAUGUCCAAGGCAUACCGCUGUCCUUGAGGACCGGCGAGUGAUUUUGUCUCUUAGUAAUGGCCCUGAAAAGCCAUUUGUCCGCGUUAUACCAAGGCAUAAAAAGUACGAGGGUGCCGGAAUGAAAGCUACUACAUACACCAGGAGGAUCUGGUUAGAUUAUGCGGAUGCAUCAUUGAUCUCCGAGGGUGAGGAGGUAACAUUAAUGGAUUGGGGGAAUGCAAUUGUCAAAGAAAUUAAGAAAGAGAAUGGAAUUGUUACUCAACUUCAUGGAGUUCUGCACCUUGAAGGUUCUGUUAAGACGACAAAAUUGAAGCUUACAUGGCUUCCUGAGACAGAUGAGCUGGUUAAUCUGUUAUUGCUCGAGUUUGACCACUUGAUCAAAAAGAAAAAGUUGGAAGAAGAAGAUGAUUUUCUCGACAAUCUUAAUGAGUGCACAAAGAAGGAGACCGCAGCUCUCGGUGAUUCAAACAUGCGAAACCUGCAACGUGGAGAGAUUAUUCAACUCGAAAGGAGGGGCUAUUACAGAUGCGAUGUUCCUUUCAUUAGGCCUUCAAAGCCCAUAGUACUUUUUGCCAUUCCAGAUGGCAGGCAACAGGCAUCACUGAACUAGUUUUGAUAUACAAUGAUGAUCACUGAGAUCAACAUUGAUGUGUUUUAGAGAUUACAAAGCUUUCUUUUGAUAAGAAAUAUGUAGAACCUCAUUACUUUAUCUUCUAGACAAUUUGGUUUUCAUUGAGUUAUGGCUCAGAUUUUGAGUGUCACAUUGUGUUUA
Molecule: messenger RNA, 2392 nt
Organism: Dioscorea cayenensis subsp. rotundata (Guinea yam)
Lineage: Eukaryota; Viridiplantae; Streptophyta; Magnoliopsida; Dioscoreales; Dioscoreaceae
Product: glutamate--tRNA ligase, cytoplasmic
Exons: 6
Coding region: 32-2230 (732 amino acids)
Biological process (GO): glutamyl-tRNA aminoacylation; translation
Cellular component (GO): cytosol; methionyl glutamyl tRNA synthetase complex; cytoplasm
Molecular function (GO): ATP binding; glutamate-tRNA ligase activity
Source: RefSeq, a predicted model, not a curated record